AAAUUGUUUAUAAAGCAGUCUAGAAAUCCACACUUUAAUAAUUUCAAGAUGAUAACUUUUCAACAGCUAGCUUGAAGUGUGUAAAAACAAAUAUAUAUAUAUAUAUAUCAUUCAUAUUGAUAGCUUAUUGGCAAUGACUUAACAGCGUAGAUUCACAUUGUAAACAGUAGAGCCGCCUCAUAAAAUUAAAUUAGCAUUAAAAAACGAAAACGCAGGCCGAAAACAAUUUGUGUGACACAUAUAUCCAAAUUCUUUCGCCUUGGCAGGAAGUUUUGAGUUGUCUAUUUAAAAUAGUAAAUAAUUGAAUUUUUUAGAUGGUUUUUCCACCUAAUUUGGUAAUAUAGUUCAAUUUACACUUUUAUACUCUAUUCCGCUGUAUAUAUGAUAUUUCUUUGAAACAAUAUAUGUAACAAUAAAGUCAGGAUAUUGCGGCAAUAUUCCCUCAUUUCAGGAGUCAAAAUGACUUCAUUUAGUGUAAUCACCAUUGUUGUAUUAUUAAUCCACUUCAUUUUGGGAUUGUGUGACAUACCGUUGGAUACAUGCACUCUUUCUUGUGGAAAUAAGGACUCGACAGUGCGAGAUGCGCUGGUACAUCAAAUGGUUGGGCCUCCUGGUAAGAGAGGACCUCCUGGUCCACCCGGAAAUGCACAAAGUACUUGCAACUGUCCCAAAUUUCGAGAAUUAGAAAAUAGAAUAGACGCGUUAGAAAAAGCUCUCGUAAACAAAGAGUUUGGACGUGAAAGGCUAAUAAAGGAAGAAUGGACAAAAAUUGGAGCACACUACUACAAGCUUUUCAAGACAAAAUUACCGUACAAAGCUGCAAAAACAAAAUGCGAAUCAAAUGGCGCAAGACUUGCUUCAACUGGAUAUCACGACAGCAGCGUGAGAAGAGAUUUGGUGGAUCGACUGAUAAAACCAAGUAAUUAUAACACAUGGAUCGGAUUGGAUGAUUUGGAAAAUGUGGGGAAAUACAUAUGGUCAGAUGGAGUUAGUUCUACUUCAGAGAAUACGGAAUGGGGACAGAAUGAACCUAGCAGCAAAAAUGAAAGAUGUGCUCAUUCUUACUCAUUGAAAAAUUGGUUGCUAAAUGAUGCAUCCUGUAGUAGUGACUUCUACUUUCUUUGUGAAAUAUAAAAACUAUAA
Messenger RNA from Styela clava, 1143 nucleotides. RefSeq names its product C-type lectin mannose-binding isoform-like. The record is from RefSeq and is a predicted model, not a curated record. Lineage: Eukaryota; Metazoa; Chordata; Ascidiacea; Stolidobranchia; Styelidae.